This is a messenger RNA of Erinaceus europaeus (western European hedgehog), 683 nucleotides long. RefSeq names its product ATP synthase membrane subunit c locus 2 (gene ATP5MC2). The record is from RefSeq and is a predicted model, not a curated record. Gene Ontology annotation, biological process: proton motive force-driven ATP synthesis; proton transmembrane transport. Gene Ontology annotation, molecular function: proton transmembrane transporter activity. The transcript has 5 exons. The coding region runs from base 110 to 535 and encodes 141 amino acids. NCBI's taxonomy places the organism in Eukaryota, Metazoa, Chordata, Mammalia, Eulipotyphla, Erinaceidae.
GGGCCGCGCAUGCGCCGAAACAUCAUUUCGCGGCUCCCGCCCCACCCCCACCUCUCUGUCUUCUCUGCACUGGGAGCAGCUCUCCUGCUACAGCCCCUCAUCCCUGACAAUGUAUGCCUGCGCCAAGUUCGUCUCCUCCCCCUCUGUGGUCAGGAGUACCUCUCAGCUGCUGAGCAGAUCACUGUCCGCGGUGGUGCUGAAACAGCCAGAGACACUGACAGAUGAGAGCAUCAACAGCUUGGCAGCCCCACGUCCCAUGACCUCGCUUAUUCCUAGACACAGCUUCCAAACCAGCAGCAUUUCAAGGGACAUUGACACAGCCGCCAAGUUCAUUGGGGCCGGAGCUGCCACGGUAGGGGUGGCUGGCUCUGGGGCUGGAAUUGGAACUGUGUUUGGAAGCCUCAUCAUUGGUUAUGCCAGGAACCCUUCUCUGAAGCAACAGCUCUUCUCCUACGCCAUUCUGGGGUUUGCCCUCUCAGAGGCCAUGGGGCUCUUUUGCCUGAUGGUGGCCUUUCUCAUCCUCUUCGCCAUGUGAAGAAGCAAUCUCACCUCCCAUCGUUAUUUCUCCCAUGUCUUGUCUGCCCUGGGUAUUCCUUUUCCCGUACCUCCCCAGGUAGCCUGGGGAAAGAGGUUGGCUCAGGGUUUGACAGAGGGAAGACAAAAUAAAUAUUGUAUUAAUAAGA